UCUCUGUUUGCUGACCCUCUUGCCUGCUGUACUGCGGUGCUGUGUGUGAACGAGCGAGCGUACGUGGGCUGCCGGCACGGUGAUGGGAGGCUGCGAGGUGUCCUCCAGGGAGGGCACGUUGUCCAGGGGAGAGGUCCACCGGUGAAGGAGCCGGCAUCACGAUGAGAUUCCGGACACCAUGUCCCUGCUUGGCAUCACCUGGGAAUUGGGCAGCGGACGGAACGGCGGCGGCAGGUGGGACGGGAAGAGGGUCUGACUGCUGCGUCGGUGCACCGAGAGGGAGCCCGGCCCUCGACGACUGAGCCUGGAGCUCGAGAGAGAGGUGGCUCAGACCCUUCCCGCAGAGGCAGCCUCCCACCUCUCUCCCUCGCGAUGGGAUGUAAUAUGUGUGUGGUGGAGAAAGCAGAGGAACAAAACAAGGUGCUGUGUCAGGGCCCGACUGGAUUACGGCACGGAGUCCCAGCGCGUCGACUCUCUCCGUCCAGUCCACGCACACUUCACGGGAAGGAGGCGUGCAAAGUGAGCCAGGAGCCAGCAGCCGAGACCCUCCGACCGCCCCGGGAGCCCCUGGUCAUCCAGGUGAUGCGGCGCAGCCCGCGGGGCAAGGUGGCGGCCCCGGUGCAGGACCCACAGCUGGUGGACAACGGGACCCAGACAGAGAUCACCUUCGAGCACAUCAUGGCCCUGAGCAAGGUCCGGCCACCCUCCCCGCCCCCCGUCCUGCUGGAGCCCUAUGUCCUGUCCGACCUCCCUCCGCUGGUCAAUGAUUUCUAUGAAGCCAAUGACUACAUGGACAGUGGUCACCACGAAGUGGAUCGAGCCGACGACCUGGAGUAUGAGGAGGUGGAACUGUACAAGGAAAGGCACCAGGAGAAGCUGGGACUGACCGUGUGUUACCGCACCGACGACGAGAACGACACGGGCAUCUACAUCGGGGAGAUUAACCCGAAUGGUAUCGCGGCAAAGGAUGGUCGGAUACGAACAGGAGAUCGAAUCAUUCAGAUAAACGGAGUCGAAGUUCAGAACAGAGAGGAGGCAGUCGCCAUCCUGACCCGGGAGGACAGUACCAACGUCUCCUUACUCCUGGCCAGGCCAGAGAUAGAGCUGGACGAGGGAUGGAUGGAAGAGAGAGGAGAAGCGAUGGAGAUCGCCAGUCGAGAGGAGGGAGAGGAAUCACUGGCAGGGCUCAGCAAAGCUGCCCCAGCAAAGCACAAGGAGGACGAGGAGGAGGAAGAGGAAGAGGACGAGGACGAGGAGGAGGAGGAGAAGGGUUCGGCCGACGCCGGCAACGUGCUGAGCAACAGCCAGGAGCUGGACAGCGGCGUGGGCCGGACGGACGAGAGCACCCGCAACGACGAGAGCUCGGAGCACGACAUACUGGCCGAUGAGCAGGCAAGCACCACCAUCACCAAUGUGGGCAACACCACGCCGGGCAGCCUGCGGAGGCUGCGCCAGGCCAAGGGCGAGGGGCCGACCGGCCGCCGGCGCGACCUGCACCUUAGCACUGAGUCACUGCCUGGGCUGACCGAGGAGGAGUGCCUGCGUUACCGGGAGCUGCUGGAGCUCCGGUGCCACCUGGAGAACGGCAAUGCCGCCGCCCUCUGCUACCGGGCCGGCCGGGGCUUGGAUGUCAACCGCAACGAGGGGGUGGGGAGGCUGGCGGCCAUGCUGCAGGAGGAACUGGGCCACCUGGAGUUCAAGUGCCGCAACGUGCUGCGGGCACAGAAGAUGCAGCAGCUGCGGGAGCGCUGCAUGAAGGCGUGGCUGGCAGGCGAGGGCUCCCCCUUCGACGGCGGGGGCGGGCGAGGAGGAGGCGGGGGCGGCCUGUGCGACAUCACCGAGCUGCCCGAGCGCUCCGACCGCGACAGCACUAGCGCCUACAACACGGGCGAGAGCUGCCGCAGCACGCCGCUGCUGGCCGAGCCCUCCGCUGCCCCCCCAGCACCACCCCCUCCCGGCGACAGCCCCUGGCGGCGCCCCGGGCCCACCACCAACAACAACCUCAACCUGGCGGCCAGCCCGCCACGUUUCCGCAGCCUGCCCCGCCAGCAGGAGAGGUCGGCGGCCGGCCGCAGGGGCCCAAGAGCGGGCGAGGGAAGCCCCUACCUCUCCCGGGGGCGACACCGCUCGCCCGGGACCGGAGAGCGUUACCGCAGCUGCGUGCAGCUGACCCAGCCCGGGCCCGAGGGACCCCAGCCCCCGCCCGGAGGCAGAGUCCCGGCCGAAGGCAGGAGCGAGUGGAAGGUGAAGGUGAGGAGCGAUGGCUCCCGGUACGUGGCCAAGCGGCCGGUGCGGGACAAGCUGCUGAAAGCCCGGGCCCUCAAGAUCCGCGAGGAGCGCAGCGGCAUGACCACGGACGACGACGCUGUCAGCGAGAUGAAGAUGGGCCGCUACUGGAGCAAAGAGGAGCGCAAGCAGCACCUGGCCCGGGCCCGGGAGCAGCGGCGCCGCCGGGAGUUCAUGCUCCAGAGUCGGCUGGACUGCCUGAAGGAGCAGCAGGCCAGCGAGGCGGCCCGCAGUGAGCUCAGCAUCAUCGCCCUCAGCCACAAGAAGACCAUGAAGCGGCGCAACCGCCGGAUCCUGGACAACUGGAUGACCAUCCAGGAGAUGCUGGCCCACGGCACCCGGACCGCCGAUGGCAAGCGGGUCUACAACCCGCUCCUGUCCGUCACCACCGUCUGAGGAGGAGACCCCCACUCCACCCCACCCCACCGGCUCUCCAGCCCGCCUUAGAACCUCGCCAGCGAUGGCAGGGGUUGGGGUGGGUGGGGUUGUUGCUGGGACCUCUUUGGAGAGCGCGGGCAACGCUGCCUCACCGGACUCUUGAGGUCCAUUGGGCUCCGAGGUUGGGGGCGGUUCACGGGAGGGAGUUCAGCCCUUCUCAAGCCUGUUGUACAGGGAGAGAUGUCAAACACCAGAGGACUUGCUUUUAAGGUUGGGGGGGUGGGGGGAAAGUUUAAAGGUGACGUGAGGGGCAAGUUCUUCACGCAGAGAGUUGGUAGGUGCCUGGAUUGGGUUACCAGGAUUGGGCAGUUUGGUGGGGUUUAAGAGGGCUUUAGACAGACACAUAUGAAUGUGGAGGGAAUUGUGUGGGGGAGGGGUGGGGGGCAGAUAUGGAUGGUACACAAGGGGAGUUCAUCCAGUAAUAAAUUGGUGUCACGAUCGGCACAACAUGGUGGGCCGAAUGGCCUGUCCCGUGCUGUGCUACGUUCUGUAGAUCGUUCAGCCCCUCGAGCCUGCUAGAUGGGAACAGGAGGAGGGCGUUCCGUCCCUCUCUAGCCUGCUGUACGGGAACAGAAGAUCGUUCGGCCCCUCGUACCUCUUGCAGUACCGUAGGCAGGAGGCCACUCAGCCCCUUUGGCUUGCUGCGCCAAAAUAAGAGGAGGAGCCUCAGCCCCUUCCACCCUACUGCAGGAACAGAUGGAGGCCAUUCAGCCCAUCCACCCUGUCCUCCCGCUCAAUGAGAUAAUAUCCAAUCGGUAUCGUUGUCCCUUCUGCCUUCCUUUCCCCCACGGUCCAUAUUGUUGUUAAAUGGGUAUCUGCCAAUCCCAGAGUUAACACUGAGACCAAACACAGCUUUGGUUGCAGUCGAAGGGGCAAGCUCCAAACCUCUCCCCACCUCCCACCCCCUCUGCAGGCAGGAUUGUUUCCAUAUUGCGCUCCCAAAACUCUGGCCCCAAUCCCAGACCUCCAACCAGCAGGAAUAGUUUCCUGCUCGGUCUGCCCAAUGGGAUUCCCGCAACGACUUGGAAUCUCCGACAUCAAAACCCCUAAACCCCAGAAACACAAGCCUGGUUUAUGUUGUCACCUUAUAACCAACGGUGGAUGUCCAACGGCUUGGGGACAGUGGGGGACUGCAAUUGACUCUGGGACAGUGGGGAUGGGAGACUGACCCUGGGGACGGUGGGAGACGGGAUGCCGGCUGUGGGACGGGACGCCGGCUGUGGGACGGGACACCAACUGUGGGACGUGGAACCAACUGCGGGACAGCGGGAACAGUUCACUGUUUGACUGGCCCCCAUCCAUCCAGACCAUCCACAAACAGGGCGGCCCCUGCUCCCGGAGUUUGGUGGGAUAUUCGGUCCUGUGUUUUAGAGUCAACAACGGCAGCAUUGUAUCCAGGUAGGUCAGUUAUGGGAAGCUACCGAUGGGUAUGAUGUUUACAGUGGAAGUGCACCAAUGGCCCCCAACAGCAACAAGUGGUUUCCCAGAUAAAUUUGUUCUCCCAGGGUGCUGAAUGUUCCCCAUGUUUCCCAAAUGUCGCCACAUCUCUCGCCUGGGUUUCCACAUCCUGAGCCAAGUGACGGGACCCCUUCUCCCCUACACUCCUCGCCGCACCAGACCCCCACCGAUACUAGACGCAACGUCUCAAGGCGAGGUACUGGAAUUCCUUUUGGAUGGUCUGCCUGCCUCCAAUGUGAACCCUUCUCUCGCACCUUCUUCGUCACCCUUCCCCACAUCAACUGGCCCCAGUGGGUACGGCCCACGCUCGGCCAGCAGUCCAGAUCACGGCGGGCGUUAAUUUGGGAAGAAUAGAGAGACGGCACUGAACUAGCUCCUUCCACAGGACCUUCAGAGGAGCCAGUGCCAAUCGGGGCUCAUUUCAGGUUUGGAGGAGACCAGCCCUGAUUGGCACCGGCUCCUCUGAGGGUCCUGUGGAAGGAGGGAGAAGAAGUAGCCAGAGUGAGCCCAGCCAGCACCAAAGGGGACGAGUGACAGGGUCAUCCUCUGGCCAAAUCUGCCACCCAAGCUAUCUUGCUUCUCUGUUAACGUUGAGCUUCAGUGAGGGAACAGGGCAAUCCAAUGUGGGCUGGUGAUAACUGGCCCAGUCCAAGCCAAUCUGAUCGUCCUCAAUUCCACACCAGGCCCCAUGGUUUGAACUAAAGGGUCUCCUUAACCCAUCCCCACUGCCCUUCAACACACCCAUCAGUUCUCACCAGCGCAACCCAUUGCCAAAUACCCCACAACCCGCACCAUCAACCUCUGCUGAAGACCCCACCGAUCUUCUACAUCCUGGCCCAUCCCAAAUAUUCCACAAUGCCCCUGCCUUUGACGUCCCAUCAGUUCUCCUCAGCCUCAAGUAGUCUACCUUUCAACACCCAAUCAAUCCUGUACAUCCCACAUCCCAAAUACUCCGCAAUGCCCACCAUUCACUUUCCCACUGCUCUCCUGAAGCCAGAUUGCCAUCCAGGGGUUGGCUCCAUUGAGUUCAAAUCCCACCAAGGCAGCUGGGGAACUUAAAUUGGAGCAAUCAAAUAGUUUUGGAGUUAAAUAUUGCUGUAACCCAUCUGGUUCAUUCAUACACAUCAGGGAAGGAACUCUGACAUCCUUAUCCAGCCUGACUGAUAGACUCCAGACCCACGCAACGUGGUUGACUCUUAAUUGCCCCGAGACGGGAACUCGGUCCAAGGGGCAAUUGGGAAUGGCCAAUCAAACGCUGGCCUUGCUAGCAAGAGCAAGAUUGAAAUCAAACUCCUCCUCCAGCCCACCCUGCCCUCAGCUCCCAAUACCCCAUUGCUGAAAGCACCCAGUCAGUCCCUGUCUCACCUCCAGAGUCAACACGUCAGAUCGAUGACCUUUCUGCUGAUGAAGGGUCAUUGAGCUGAACCGUUACCUCUGUUUCUCUCUCCACAGAUGCUGCCUGACCUGCUGUGAGUUUCCAGCCUCCUCUGUUUUUAUUUCAGAUUUCCAGCAUCUGCAGUUUUCUUUCUCUGUCUCAUCUCACAACUCCAGUGGCCAGUGGGAGCCCCUGUCCCAUCCUCCAUUGCAGACCUGGUAACCUGCUCACACGUUGUCCCGGCUGGAAUCAAUAAGUACCUUGUGUGACACAGGAGGAGGCCACUUGGCCCAUUGGGUCUAUGCCAGCUCUCAGAGCAAUCCCAACAAUUAUGUUCCCUGUAACCUAUUUUCUCUCUCACUUUCCCACCAAACCCCCCAACCCCACCACCCACCAAUUCUCCCUACUCUGCGGGCAAUUUACAGCAUCCAAUUCACCCGCACGUCAUUGGGGACGUGGGAGGGAACCAGAGCACCCAGGAGGGGCAGGAUGGUGGAUGGAGGAGGAAACUCAUGGGGUCAAUGUGCAAACUCCACACAGAGAGCGCCGGAGGUCAGGAUCGAACCCGGAUCACUAGAGCUGGGAAGCAGCAGUGUGACCUAUGUCACAUGAAAAUUGGGAGGGUUGAUGUUGGGCUGGGGGGCUGGGGGGUGGCGGGAGGAGGGAAACACUGUCAGAGGGCAGUGGCCCAGGGUGCAAAAUGAGACCGGAUAUGCUGAUCGGAGGUGUUUUGUUAAAAGUACGGACUCUUUUUCUUUACGGUAAGCUCUGUGUUUCGUUGUUUGAUGGCAACUGCAUGCAUUAAGAAUAUGUCCCACUCCCCCAAGGUCUGUUUGUUGUCCGUCGAGGUCUGACCCUGUUUCUGUCGUGGUUGUUGUCGGAGCUUGUUCCAAGUGUUGUUGUGGUUCCUAGCUGACCUUUUAGGAGGACCCGACCCGACAUCUUUUCAGAAAUAAAAUUAUGUUUUGUACUUAA
Molecule: messenger RNA, 6532 nt
Organism: Pristis pectinata (smalltooth sawfish)
Lineage: Eukaryota; Metazoa; Chordata; Chondrichthyes; Rhinopristiformes; Pristidae
Product: PDZ domain-containing protein 4-like
Exons: 9
Coding region: 373-2682 (769 amino acids)
Molecular function (GO): protein binding
Source: RefSeq, a predicted model, not a curated record